AUUUUUCACGUUAAAAGACACGUGUCACUCAAAUAUUUAAACGACAGUUCACGCGUGGCAUUUAAAGCAACCGUGUAGCUGCAGUUUCAUUCAUCUGUAAGUGAAUGUAAGUAAAGAUUCCUUUUUUAUGAAUCGAUGCGUUUCUGCAGUGCACACUGAAGCAUCACCUGUGACGCACGUCACGAGGAAUCCCACCGCUCGCAUCAUCAGCACCAGUGGGCGUGUCCUCAGUCUCCGGGCUUCAUUCAUAAACUCGAGCUCCCAUUAGGAUGAAAUAUAGCGCGUCUUCUGGAGGACCGUGCUAUUGGCGAGCGCUUAUAACGCGUCCCUCACACGGACAGCAUGAAUUACAAAUAGGUGUCACACAUUCAGUGUCGGAUCAUGAGUGAUGAGUCUCUGUUACAGACCCGCCGGACCACCGUGAGUCUGAAGAACACAACACCAAUAACAAAACAGAUCUUUGAUGAUGAAGAGAAGACUUCCUCAUGUGUGUGAUGCAUUUACAUUUAGCAGACGCUUUUAUCCAAAGUGACUUAUGUAAGAGAUCAUGUCCAGGCAGCCGGUUGUUAUCACAGAAAUAAGGGUCUUGUGUCUCACUGGAGGGGCUUAUUUCUGUGAUAACAGUCGGCUGCUUGUACAUUAUCCCGCUUAUUACACGGCUACUUGCCACAUGAGAAAAAACUGGACAUGAAAUGUGAAUUUGAAAUAUUUUAUUAGCUCAUUUUUACCGAAUGUAGACCUUCCGCGAGGAAAAGCCGUUUAGUUUCAGUUUUAAGGUAAGAAACGACGUUCAAAUGUCACGAACAGGCAAAUUGGUUGAAUCAUUUGUAAAUAUAAUGUCAUAUAUGUUAUUAAAAGACAUAUUUGUAGUUCAUUUGUAAAAAAACACCUGUCAAAAUGAUUUGCUGCAUCCGGGUUACCGUGUGUUAUUAGUUUUGAGCGGUUGUUAUCUGGGAAUAACGAACUUGCAAAUGUCGCGACUGGCCAAUCAGAAUGAAGCAUUCCAACCAGCUGUGUAAUAAAAAUGAGUUUACAAUAGAAGCAAUUUGAACAACAAAGCAUAAGUGCAGUAAAACUGGUCUGGUAUAGCCCAGCACAGUAUACACAGCUAGUUUUUGUCAAUAGAAAGUGUAAGACGUCACUGACCAGAUUCACUCUUCUAAACUCUUCAAGCACUCGCGGUGCAUUCUGAUGUGAUAUCAGAUCAUUCCUGGACAAUCACUUUAACCAUCACUACAUGCCAUCAACAUCUACUGGAGGCAUUUGUGUUUACUGUAACAAUUGUGAAAAGGCACAAUAGAAAUUAAAUAGAGAUGAAAGUUCACUCAAUCAAUUGUGUCUUAUUACUGCAAUGUGUGUGCGUGUUUGUGUGUGUGUGUGUGUGUGUGCGUGGUAUGGUUGUGGUGCGUGUGUGUCUGUGGUGUGUGUGUGUGUGUGGUAUGUGUGGGUGGUAUGCUUGUGGUGUGUGUCUGUGGUGUGUGUGUGUGCGUGCGUGCGUGGUAUGCUUGUGGUGUGUGUGCGUGUCUGUGGUGUGUGCGUGCGUGCGUGUUAUGCUUGUGGUGUGUGUGUGUGUGUGGUAUGUGUGCGUGGUAUGCUUGUGAUGUGUGCGCGCUGCAGGACGUGCCGCUGGCGUCAGACGCGCAGGAGAACUACAUUCUUCUGCUGGUGUUGUUGUGUGUGUUUGCUGGCGGGACUCUGAUGGUUCUCUCCAUUCUGCUCGUCUUCUGUCAUCGUUGCUGUGGACGACAGCGCAGACACUCCAGAGCCAGUGAGGACCAGGAGAAAACCAACACCACAUACAUCGAGGAGAGUCAACCAGCACAGGACGUCAGCUGCGAGUCUGUCUCCAGUUGUCAUGGUGAUACAGAUGCUGAUCAUUUUCUGACUGUGGCCGGCGUGGCCCGACGGGUGUCGUUCAACGAGAACGCCAUCUAUGAGCCGAGCGCAAAAGACAAAGAGAGAGGACGCAGGUACACACUCACAGAUGGAGACUUCCAUCACCUGAAGAAAUCUCGACUGACACACGCACACAUGCAGCCGCCCGCUCUGAAGAUCAACACCAUACUGGAGUGUGACACGCCUGACAACAACAUCACAACUUCUGAUGACACCGCACACACACAUUCACUCGCCAUAUUCCAGCCGGUUGACAGUGUGUCUUCAGACUCAUGUGUCCUGUGGAUGAAUCAAAGCUGCGGUUCUGCUCUACCUGGAGACUCUCUGAACACCAGUGAACACACCAGCAAACCCCCAAACCGAUCGCAGACCCUGGAGAUGUUGAACAGAAACACACUGACGGAUGGAGAUCCGGUCAUCACGGGCACGGCGGGCGGCGGUCCGGCUCUGACUCAGGGCAGCGUGUUUAAUUUCCUGUCGAAACUCCGCCGUCAUGCCAGUCUGGAAGGUGCCGGUCCGUUCUACAGCGUGAAGAAGUGGAGCUUUGACAGCGUCCAGAGAGCCGCCAGUCUGGACACCAGAGGUUCUCCUCGCAGAUGUGCGUUUCGGAGGCAGAGAGCGGCCAGCGAGACUUCAGAAGAAGAACAUCUGCAGACCGACUUUCUGUUGAGAAAUCAUCCUGUUCGUCCAAAGAAAGAUCCACCGAGACGUCUUUCAGCUGGAUCUCUGGAGCCCGACGCAGAACCUGAACUCAGCAGGAUGGAGGUGGAGAGAGUGACGGAGCUCAGAUGCGGCACAGAAACAGAUCCACCAUCCCCUCUGGAGGUGAAGAGCGCUGAGGAGAACGGACACACAUCUGAGGAGUUUGGAGCGGCGAGCCGUCAGGAGAGUUUGGAGCAGCCCAGUUUGUAUCGUGACAUCUGGAGCCUGAGAGCGUCGCUGGAGCACUACGCCUCCUCCGACCUCAGCAGUAAUGACACGCGCAGCGACGCCGACAGCGUCUGUUCCGUAGGGCCGUCCAGAGCCGGCGUCUCCAGCUUCAGGUCGCAAGACAUAGACGACGACAUGGACGGAGACGGCGAGCUGCCGUACGACGAAGGGCCGCAGAGAAAUGGACGGGACAGCGUCGACGGAGAAGCCGGCAACAGGAAACUCCUGCAGAUGGACAGCGGUUACGCCUCCAUCGAGGCUCCGUACAAACCUCCGGAGGAAUUCCGUCUGUUCGGAAGUGCUUCUGGAAAGACCGCUUCGGAGCGCCGCCGCUUCUUCACCAGCGCCGGGCGGAAGGGUACGGUCUGUGAGAGUUUUGACGCGCGGCUGUUCAAAGAGGAACUGGAGGACGAGGUGAGUCGGGAGGCCGAGAGUUCCCUCGGAGGAGCCGCAGUCAAACCCAGAGUGGCCUUCCGCCGCCGAGACUACAGCAUCGACGAGAAAACAGAGGCACUGUUUAAUGAAUUCUUACGUCACGAUCCUCACUUGGAUCAGCAGGGGUCGCCUUCGCUCAGACACCGUCACCGCUCCCGCGUUCACCUGAGGAAACAGUGGCAGCGCAGUAAACAGUACAGCGACCCCGGAGCCGCCCGAUACUCGCCGUCACUGGAGCGUCAGCGCUGCUACCCGCUCCGCCGAGGAGACAGCGCCAACUACCCUCUGGACACCAGAUAUCACAGCACGCUGCCACGCAUCGCCAGUGCCGCCGACGAGGAGGCCAGCGAGGGAGCGGGCGCCACCCAAUCUCCCGGCCCGUCCUCACAGACUGAAGGUUCUGCUCCGGACCCAGAGGAAAACGCAAACAACACGAGCCGCCGCUUCUCUUCAGAUCGUCUGCAGGAUUGUGCGAUACAGGAGAGACGUGCAGACACACAUAAACAUUCAGAGACCUCGGAUCCGCAUUCAGGCUGCGUGCAGCAUCACAUCAACACAAACCUGUCAGACAAACUGAUGACCGAUCUCGAAGACCGGCUCUACUCCGGUAUGAGGACUCACACGAGCCAAGAGCGCACAGUGAGCGUGAGCCGCACCUCACCGGACCUGGAGGAAGAAUAAAUCAUCUCAUGACAGACAAACACAACUCACAUCUGCUCUUCUUAAAGAUCACAUUCACGAGGAAAUCAGUCCAGACGACGAAAUGACAGUGUGAUUAAAUCUGUCGUAACACAAAACAUGAGAAGAAAUCAAAUGAUGUCCAGCAGCAUGUUUUAUACAGUAUAGGGUUUAUUUAUUAUCGUCGGCUCCGAUGAAAAUGUUUAAUUCAUCUCAACAGAAUGAAAAUCUCCCAUUAUGUACAUCCAUCCCAGAAUGCAUUGCUCCUCAUAUCACUGUUUCUUCAUUUAUAAUCGGUGACAAGUAUCUUUAAUAAAAGCAGGUUACAUGAACCUCAUUGAACUCAUUUAACCCCCCCCACACACGUCUGGUUUAUUAUCUCCGUGGGGAAAGUAAUGUUUUUAUACUGUACAAACUGUAUAUUCUAUCCCCUAUCCCUAACCCUAUCCCUAAACCUAAAGAUCAUAGAACACUUUUUGCAUUUUUAGAUUUGUAAAAAAUAUCGUUCUGUAAAAUUUAUAAGCUUUUGUGCCCAUGAGGACCUCAAUUUUGGUCCCCACGGUGACACGAGUCCCCAUGUGUUGUGUGUAUUCAGGUUUAGGUCCCCACCGGGAUAUACAAACAUGAACACACACACACACCACAUGAUGCACUUUUUUCUUGUAUUUGUGUUUUCACACUAGCUCAAAGCUGAGACGUCUGACUGUGAAUAAAUAAAAGAGAAACGUUUCUUUUUUGAUGAUUAUUUGACUGAUUUAAAGAGUUUUGAUUGAUCCAUUCACUCUCAGCGUAUCACAUACUUUUCUUUCUCAUAAUCAUCCCAUCAUACACACAUCACAUGUUAAAUCUUGGAAGUUGUGAACGUACAGCUGUUGGCCACAGAUCGAUGGACGGUCUCAUUUUGUUAUUAAGAAUAAUGGCUUUUUAAAAACUAUUUACAAUAAACGCUGCAAUAUUUCAUGAAAAAAGGCGUUGUAAUCAGCGUUUAUAGUAAACAGCUUUUCAAUGUGGGCCGUUCUCUUUUUAAAAUUCAUUCCUCAUAAUCUUCAGUUAAAAUCUGAAAAGGCACGUCCGCCCUGUAGUGACAAUUCAUCUCAAAUGACGUGUGUUAGACGGUUUGGGUGGAGCCUCCGUUAACUCCUCCCCUUCGAAUGUCAGUCUGCUGCCAAUUCUAGCUGUUUUUACACAUACAAUCAAUUCGCAAAGACGAAAGCCACGCCCACUAUUCUUCUCCUUUGAAAUUCCUUUUCACUCAGAAAUGUCAAAAUACGGAAGUAAAAACGAUCGCAACUUCCGGUUCACAGGGACGUUAAACGUCACUAUGGGAAAGGACUGUUGCCAUGGAAACAGAUGGAGGCGAUCAAUGACCAUAAUUCUGCACGAUCCUCCCAUUACUUUCACUCGUAUCAUGUUUUCAUCAGACUUUUUUUACACAAUUCUGCAACGGACCACAAAUAACAUGAUCACCAGCAGUCAGAGAGGGCGGAGCCUCUCGAGUCAUGACGUCAUUUCUGGCUUCCUAUAUACAGAAGCUUGCUUUUCUUUUGUGACAUUAUUGACACAGAGAUAAAGUGAGUAUUCAUGACGUCAUUAUCCUGAUCACGUACACACAAAUUCAACAAUAACACGUGUGUGUGUGUGUGUGUGUGUGAUACAGUGGAGAUCAGAAAACUUGAGCGUUAUCGACACACACACACAUCAUCAUCAUCAUCAUUCACGUUUAUUCAAAACCUCUGUUUGAGUUUUGAUUCUUUCGGUUUGUUUGUCUUGUCCUGAUAAUGAACAAACAUGUUUUCUUCAGAUAUGGAGUGACCAGCAGAAAUCUUUUGUAUACAUCAGAAAUCUCUGUUGAAAAUGUCGACAUUGACCCGAUUAAGCCUUGAGUGAUGUUCAGGUCUGUGAGACAACCUCACACAUUUGAUAAACCAGCUUUUCUUUCUUGUACUUAAAACCAAAAACACGAGUAACAAACACAAGGGUCAAAGAAACAAACGUGUGUGUAAACUGUAAAGGCAUCUCACUCAAAGUUCUGCAUCGACUUCAACGCAACGACGACCGCAACUCAUGGAUUUAUGCCACAUUUGCUUCUUUCCGAUGUGAAAACUGAUCGACAACGUAAUAAAGCAAUAAGUGAAUAAUGGUUGACGGUAGUCAAAUCUGUGAAUUACUGCGUGUUUGAUCUGUGUGACGUGUGAUGAAUGAAUGUGAAGGUGUUGAGCAUCAUGAGCAGAAUAUUGAAUCAGAAGAUGAAAGCUGUGUGUUUCUGCAGCGAUGAGUCACACGCACGCACAGCUUUCAAACCUUUUUAUUUCUCCCACAAGCUCCAUUUAUAAUCUUACUCAAGUAGAUUUGCACCAAAACUCCAUUCAACAGAUUUUCUCUGACCGUACAAUUAGACUGUCGGUUAUUUGCUGGUGUGUCUUGAAGAAAAGGGAAAUAAAGGGAAAGGUUUUGCAGGUUAGUUUAGAGUAAAUGCUUGAAUAUAUGGGGAUUAUGUGUUUGCUCACGGUCUGAGCCCUUUAAUCAGAGGAAAGACACAAAUCAAUGAAACUAAAGACUUUUCUCCCACAAACAAGCAAACAAACGACCAUCAACUCCGCUUCGGUUGGGAUGUGUUUUAUAUAAACAAUACUUUAAAAAUAUUGAAC
Messenger RNA from Triplophysa rosa, 6587 nucleotides. RefSeq names its product voltage-dependent calcium channel beta subunit-associated regulatory protein. Gene Ontology annotation, biological process: negative regulation of calcium ion-dependent exocytosis; negative regulation of voltage-gated calcium channel activity. Gene Ontology annotation, cellular component: secretory granule; plasma membrane. Bases 1453 to 3942 code for a protein of 829 amino acids. Gene Ontology annotation, molecular function: transmembrane transporter binding. The transcript is spliced from 9 exons. The record is from RefSeq and is a predicted model, not a curated record. NCBI's taxonomy places the organism in Eukaryota, Metazoa, Chordata, Actinopteri, Cypriniformes, Nemacheilidae.